UAAAAAUAAUUAAUACAAAAAAAUAAAAAAUAAGGAUCAACCCUAAAAAAAAAAAUAACAUAAAUAACUUAUAUAGAUAAAUUUAUAAAAAAAAACAAAAAAAAUAGUUAUCUUUAAAUAACAGUUAUAAUUAUCUUUUAAAUAAUUCACAAAAUAGGAAUGAUUUUAUGAUGUCUUAAAAGCGUUCUAUAAUCGAAAUUUAAAAGCCUUAAGCACUUCCUACUAUAAUUAAGGACUAAUAAAUAUAAGAAUUCUAAUAAAAAUACAUAGACAACUAAAAUUAUACCCAAUAGAUUCAUAAAGAUGGAAGUACAUAUAUCGGUCAAAUGCAAAAUAACUUAAGAAAUGGAAAAGGGGUGAAUAUUUUUUAGAAUGGAGAUAAAUAUUUUGGAGAUUGGAAGAUGGAUUAUAUGGAUGGAGAAGGUUUAUAUUUAUUCAAAAAUGAAGAUGUUUAUUAAGGGUAAUUAAAAAAUGGACAUAUUAAUGGACAAGGAAUUUAUAAUUAUGCAAAUGGCAAUAUUUAUAAAGGUAAUUGGGAAAAUAAUAUGAAAAAUGGAUUCGGUUAAUACAGUUACUUUUAAACAGGAGAAAAAUAUGAAGGAGAAUGGAAAAAUGGAGAAAGAUAUGGUAAAGGAACUUAUUAUUAUCAAUUUGAUGAAAAAUAUGAAGGAUAAUGGGAAAAUGGAAUUAAAAAUGGAAAAGGAAUACUUACUUACUCUUCAGGAGCUAAAUAUGAUGGUUAAUGGAAAUAAGAUAAGGCAAACGGAAGAGGAAUUAUGUAUUAUGCUAAUAACGAUAAAUAUGAUGGGGAAUGGCUUAAUGGGUCUAAGCAUGGAUAAGGUAUUUAUUUUUUUAGAGAUGGUAGUAAAUAUGAAGGAAAUUGGAUUAAUGAUUAUAAAAAUGGAACUGGUAUACAUAUGUAUAUUAAUGGUGAUAGAUAUUAAGGAGAUUUUAAAUAUGGAUAAAAAAGUGGAAAAGGAAUUUAUUUUUUUGCUAAUGGAGAUAAAUAUGAAGGAGAUUGGUUGAAUGAUAGAAGAUAAGGCUUUGGAAAUUUAUAUAUGUCAAAUGGAGAUUAGUAUUAAGGAGAAUGGAAAGAAGGAGAUAAAGGAGGAUAAGGAGUAUAUUAAUUCGUAAGUGGAGAUAAAUAUGAAGGAUAAUGGCUUUAUGGAAAAAGACACGGAAAAGGAAUUUAUAGUUGGAUUAAUGGAGAAAAAUAUAUUGGAGAAUGGGUUAAUGAUAAAAUGAAUGGUUAAGGAGAAUUUAUUAAAUCAAAUGGAAUUGUUCAUCAUUGUGAAUUUAGAGAUGAUAUUGUUUUAGGAAUCAUUUAAUGA
Messenger RNA from Ichthyophthirius multifiliis, 1331 nucleotides. Its product is annotated as morn domain repeat protein. Gene Ontology annotation, cellular component: cytosol. The annotation marks the transcript as partial. The record is from RefSeq and is a predicted model, not a curated record. NCBI's taxonomy places the organism in Eukaryota, Ciliophora, Oligohymenophorea, Hymenostomatida. The transcript is spliced from 4 exons.